GCCUGCAGACCGCCGCUACAUGCCGCGCUGCUGCCCACAGAUUCUCACAAACGGUGGAAAAAUCUCUGGAAAAUGGAGACUUUUAACAAGCUGCUGCUGGAGUAUCCUGGACUCAUGUACAGCGGGGUCGGAGCGACGGCGUUCGUGGCCGGAGGGGCGCUUAUUUAUAAGAUAGCCUCCAGGAAAAAGCCCACCCAUGCCAGCGUGAACUGCUGGUUCUGCAACGACAACACGGUUGUGCCCUAUGGGAACAGGAACUGCUGGGACUGUCCCAAUUGUGAUCAGUACAAUGGCUUCCAGGAGAAUGGGGACUACAAUAAACCCAUCCCUGCCCAGUACAUGGAGGACCUGAACCAUGGCGUCUCGGGACAGCUGCCCUCGUCUCAGACGCCUAAAGGUCUGCAGUACGUCAACUGUCAGAUGCUGCUCUGCAGGAAGUGCAACAACAACCAGUCGCUGAAGAUCAAGCAGCUGGCUUCGUACACGGCCAGGGAGGAUGAGAACUACGACGAGGAGAUCGAGGUGUACAAGCAUCACCUGGAGCAGACCUACAAGCUGUGCCGGCCGUGCCAGACGGCCGUGGAGUACUACAUCAAGUACCAGAACCGGCAGCUGCGCACCGUGCUGCUGGAUCACCAGCUGCGGCGCACACGGGAAUCCAACACGGCGUCGGUGAAGAGCUCCCAGUCUGUGUCCUCGCCGCUGUCCGUCGUCCUGCUGCGUCUCCUGGCCUUCCUCAUAUGUGCGUUCCUCGUGGCCACGUCCCUGCUGGAGCUGCCGGAGCAGCCGGCGGCGCCGGGCGGCCCUCAGACGCUGAGUGGGGGGAUUGUUCCCCCGAAGCCUCAGAAUGAAUCGGCCCACAGUGGCGGCGGCGGCGGCGGAUUCCAGGACCUGCUGCAGCUGCUGCCCGACUCGGCCAGGGAAUACACCCAGCUGGCGUGGCGGCACGGACGCCAGCACCAGCUGGCCGUGGUCUCCGUCGGCCUCUUGACCUGCCUGACGGCCAUCUUCUUAGCGGGACCCGUGAGGCUGAGGAGGAUCGACGCCGUCUCCUCCGUCCUCUGGUUCCUCCUCCUGUGCCUCCACCUGGCCGAGGGCCUCCUGUUCGCCGCCGCCGCCGCCUGGCUGGAGACGGCCAGGCUGGUCGCCGCCUGCCUCUGCUGCUCCGUCGGCUGCGCCGCCGCCGUGGCGACUCGCAAACCCGCCAGUCUGCGGAGAAUCAGAUACCAAAGAUACCUGGCCGAGCGCUCGGCGGCCCCCUCCUUCGUCCCCACGCCGCCGCCCAACCUGUCCAAGCUGCUGCGCCACCAGCAGGGCCAGAGGGAGCUCAAGGCGUCGCCGACCGUCCUGUCCCGACGCUUCAGCAGCGCCCUCAGCCUGGGCCGGACGCCGCCGCUCUCCAGGACAGGCUCUGGUUUCCUGUUCAGUGGAACCAGACCGGCUUCGCUCUACAAAGACUCCGGAUCUUCAGACUACCUGUCCCUGAAGUCCGGCAGCCGGCCGUCCUCGCCGGGCCCCUCGCCGCCGUCCCUGGUCACCGGCUCGGUGGCGUCCAGCUGCGGCUCGGACCGGCGCCGCCCCCUGAUCUGCCCGGCCCGCUUCAACCUGGGCGGGCAGCGGCUGCGCCUGUCCUCCCUGGAGCCGGCGCCGUCCUGCGCGUCGCGGCCGACGUCGCCGACUCACUUCCACGCGGAGCUGUCCUCGUCCGUGUACGGCGGCCAGUCGUCGCCCGACACCUCGGCGUUCCACUACCACGACGGGCUCAGCUACCUGGGGGACGGCAGCGUUCUGGGGGAGACGGAGAAGCAGACCAACUCGUCCGGCUCGUCCGCCGGCCUGGUCGGCACGACGACGCCCGGCCUGGAGGGCGGGGCUCCUGCCAGAGGAGUGGUGAAGCGUCUCCUCUGGCCCGGCCUCCUGCUCCUCAGCUUCACCACCAACCUGCUCUUCAGCGGCUUCUACCUGUACCAGAACUGGAGGUGAAGGCCGGCCGGAGCGCCGUGGCUCACAGCGAGUGGCGUUCCACCGCCAAAGUGGAGCGUAGGAACCCCAGAGGAAGAGAGCGACGCUUCCCAACAACUCCCGGCAGAGCUGCAGCCUCUGGAACUGGAAGGUCCUCCAUGAGACAGAUUCCUCAGACUACCUCUCAGUGAUGUCCGGACGCCACUUCCACGCCGUUCGACCUCCAGACUUAAACCCAAACACGAAAACCGGUCUCCACACGUUGGUUUCUGCUGGUUUGGAACGGAUUGUACAGACAUUCAAGGUCAGACGAGCUAAAUGUGCGUGGUUUUUUUUUCCCACGAGGAAACACUAGAAUAAAGGACGUUGUGUAAAGAAUUGCUGGAGUUUCAUCAAACACUUCUCUUUCCUCCAACGGGAUUAUUUCCCGUCCUUUUUUUUUUUUUUCUCCAAGGAUUCAGCCCUCUUUUGGCCUCAAACGGUUGCUGAACUGGCCUCUCAGCCGAUGGUGGCGAUCGGCUCGUUCUCAGGAUCAGUGCAGAGCGUCGGAGCAGACAGUGUGUGCUGCAGAAACGUCUCCGUUAUGUCCAUGAAAAUCAUGAGCAGAUUUAAAAAAAAAAAUGAAUUAAAUGGAUGAAAUGUGGCGUUUUUAUUCACCUGGAAGCAAAAAGAAAGUGUCUGCUCCAUCCUCACCGCGACGCGACGGCGAUUCAACAUGUUGAUAACCUUGACUGAUUAAUUUGAUCAAACUUUGCUGUAACUGGAGUCGGUGCAGAACUUACUUCCUCAACUGUUCAAAGUUUUCAGAUCCUGAUUCGAAGCUGGAUGAUCGAUCUGACAGUUCAUCCUGAAAAUCCUCUCACUUUAUGAAUGCUUUGUUUUCUUCACCGUUUGAGAAAGUUAAUAUAUAACAGAGGAGAUUGAAGGACGUGACGUUGGAAUUAAACUUUGCUGCUAAAAGACGUUUAGAAAUCUGGAAAGUUCUCUUUUAACCUGGGUUCUUCUCCCAAACAGUCGUUUUCUACUUGAAUAAUCUGUAAUCUGGAGUCAUUUUAUGAGAUUUAUUCAUUGAAAGGCUGUGAAAAAUUGAGAGAUUCUGUUGCUUCCAGAAUGUAUUUCUACAUUUGUAAAGUGCAGUUGUGUGUUUUUGUUUUCCAGGAGUGGCUGUUAAAUUAAAGCACGUUUAUAUUUCACUUUGUGUGAGAAGGUUUGGAGGAGUCUGCCGUUCCUCUUCUGCACUGUUUGGUCUGCGACACUGACUUUCUAUUUAUUUUUAUAAUAAAGAAUUU
Molecule: messenger RNA, 3251 nt
Organism: Salarias fasciatus (jewelled blenny)
Lineage: Eukaryota; Metazoa; Chordata; Actinopteri; Blenniiformes; Blenniidae
Gene: tmem201
Product: transmembrane protein 201
Exons: 11
Coding region: 73-1983 (636 amino acids)
Biological process (GO): nuclear migration along microtubule
Cellular component (GO): nuclear inner membrane
Molecular function (GO): lamin binding; actin filament binding
Source: RefSeq, a predicted model, not a curated record